AAAUUAACAUAAAUUAUUUCAGUAUAUGUAAUAUAUUGAUUUUAUAUAUUUAUUUUACUAUUUUAUAUGUAUUUAUUUUGUCACUAAUAAUUAUUAAACUAAUAUUUUAUUAAUAAAAUAAGUGAAUACUGUUUAAUAUUGUGAAUAGUAGUGCAUGAACAGUAUUUAGCGUUGUGAACAAUAACAUACUAAAUAUGGUGUGGUACUGCAGGUUUACAUUAAAAUAGUGUGACUUUCACUGUUGGGUUAGAGAGAUUUUAAUGUAAAAACUAUACUAAAAUGAUGUUAGGCAGUUGGGUUAGUGAUGGUCUUAGAGGUUUUUGAUAGAUCAGUCUACGAGGCCAUUCACUGACAACGACUGUACUAACGCGUGAGGAGAGUGAUCACAACUGACACAAGUCCUUCUAGAACCUCGUCUUACUAACCAAUUACAAACCCUUCACUAGCUCUACACGUAAACUCACAGGUCUAAUUAAUUACUAAAUUACCUCUAAUUGCUUGCCCUGCAAGUAGAAGACUUGGUCAGGGAGCCUCUGGUCGGGUGCUAUUUAUCCUCUCUAUUUAUGCUUCGUUAAACGCGUCUCUUCUCUUGAUUUCUUUCUUCAACAAUUUUCCUCUCAAAGACUGUAAUUAGAUUCACGUCCAUGGAGUUUCCAUCUCCUAACCCAUCCGGAAGGGACGAAACAGUCGUUCCUCCGAAGAGAGGCCGGAUUAAGAUCAUGAUCGCUCGUGAUCUAGCUACAUCGGCGACCUCUAUCAUCUGGAAACCGAGGCGAAGUCGAAUCAAGAUCAUGAUUGCUAGCGAUCUAAUCAUAUCGGCAACCUCCCCAUGGGCCCAGAACAAACACGACGGAAAUAGCGAAGGCUGAACUGUUUCUCAGACUGCAAACGCUGAUCUCCAUGCAUGUGUCUCAUAAUUCGAUCGGAUCGGACCGGAUCGUCAAAUCCAACUGUAAAUUUGUGUGAUAUAUGAUAUAUGUAAGAGAGCAUACCGGUUAAUUUGGUUCUCAAGAAAAACAUACCGGUUUAUUCCCGGGGUUUGUAGAUAGUGAUAUUAUGGAUGGUCGUAUGCUGUACAAAUGUUGGGGUAAUACUUUGUAAAAUAUAUAUGUUUGACUCGAUUUACAUACCGGUUUAUUACCUGUUUCGAUCUUUUA
This is a messenger RNA of Brassica rapa (field mustard), 1157 nucleotides long. RefSeq lists its product as uncharacterized. NCBI's taxonomy places the organism in Eukaryota, Viridiplantae, Streptophyta, Magnoliopsida, Brassicales, Brassicaceae. The record is from RefSeq and is a predicted model, not a curated record.